Messenger RNA from Homarus americanus (American lobster), 12659 nucleotides. Its product is annotated as headcase protein-like. The transcript is spliced from 7 exons. Lineage: Eukaryota; Metazoa; Arthropoda; Malacostraca; Decapoda; Nephropidae. Bases 343 to 1710 code for a protein of 455 amino acids. The record is from RefSeq and is a predicted model, not a curated record.
CAGAGGCGCUUGAAACCCUGAGUUCCAGUUGCCAAGUCGGUUGCGACAAGAGAACUAGAAUGGAAGACUUGUGAAGCCUGAAGUGGCAGCGGCCAGCGACGCAGCGGUAGUGCCAGCAAGUUAGUGUCUGUCACGGAGACGACAAGGGACAUGGACGGAGCGCGGCUGUGAUCGACGUGACACGAGGUGUGAGAGUGGAUGACACUCCACGCAGAGCUGGCAGGCGGAGGAGGAGGACAGCGGCUGCAGCAGACCUGUAGCUGAGUAUUACUAGACACCCUUAGAAGAGCAGAGACAAGACACUUUACUGUGACGAAGAGCGAAACCCAAGACAGUGGACAGAUGGUUAAGAUGCCCCAGCGACAGCGGCACAACACAGGCGGGGGUGCCGGCGGGGCCGAGCUGCCCCUGCUGGACCCUGGCGUGAUCGAGGCCCACAACGCCGUGACCACCACCCGCUGCUGCGUGCCCCUGGCGUGCGGCUGUCUCCGGGGCUACGAGCCCAUCAACCUGGAUUCCCCCACGGGCUGUGUCCGCGUUCAUUGUAACAACGAGCACUGUACGCUGGGCAACCUCAUGCACGGCGAGUGCUUCUCUGCAUGGGAGGCGCACGUGCUGGCCUUUCUUAGGUCAUGCGGCCGUGCUCGAUCCUGGUCUGAGAAGCAACGUCUGCAGAAUUUGUGGACAAAACGCGGGUACGACCUGGCGUACAGGGCGUGCUCCUGCUUAUGUAGCCGCGGACACCUCCGCAAAGACUUAGAUUGGACACCCCCAACAGAAUCAGACGAUGAAAAUAGAACCAGAAAGAAGAAAAAGAACCGUCAGAACCAGAAGCCCACACUGGUGACGGUAGGCACCGGUGCCGCCGUCAAUAACAACAACCCCAUUACCAAUAAUAACAACACAGUUAUCACCACCCUCAAUUCCACUCCGGCCGGCGACGUCCUUGGACAACCGUGCCAACGUCACCGUAACAACUCCAUCUCCUCGACGGGGUCCUCGCCGCCCUCAGACGCGCCCACCAGCCCUCACCACGCUGCCCUUGGCAAGCGCCGAUCCAGAGACUUCUUCUCCGACAGAAGCAGACAUGGUUCGGGGGGAGGGUUGUUCGCGCGGCGGCCCGACUUCAGCAGUUUCAACGCGUUGCCACGACACAAAAUCAACUCUUACCACAUCAAGAUGGAAGAUGACGGCCUCCACGGUAACGACGACACCCGCUGCUUCAUCCUUUCCACCCUGGCAGCCCAGAGAACGUCGAGGACGGCGUGUGUCCUCUGCCAUCAGGCCCUCCUCGUCUUCGACCGCUACCCUCUACUGGAUGGAACUUUCUUCCUCACACCUAUCCAGCACGCCAAAUCUGCCAUUCCUGUUCACGUAGAGGGUCGACAGCAGUACCUGGCGGCGGUGUGCAUGGGUUGCUUGGAAGGUUGGUCAGUCAGUCUCCGGUGCGCCUUCUGCAGUGCCCGCUGGAACGGCUCGGCGCUCAUUCUGGGUACCAUGUACUCCUUUGACAUCUUCGCCGCCAUGCCCUGCUGCGAGAGUAGGUUAAAAUGCAGCAAGUGUGAGGCCGUCGUGAUCCCGCCGGACCAGAGGCUGAGUUUCUUCAGUGACUACAGCAGAACCCACGCGUGUCCCUCCUGCGGCCAUGUUGACCACCACUUUGUCAAGCCCUUAAGUUCCUUCAUCAGAGACGACAGACAGUCUUGGUAGUACCUGCGCAUCCGCCUCCGUCGAGGCAGUGCAGCUCGUGGGAUAAUGGCAGGCGUGAGCUCACCCACAGAACACAACCCUCAAGGUGUCAUCGGAGAAGAGUGUGUAUAGUGAACUAAGAGGCAUCAAGAAGCAAGACAUAGUUAAGUGUCAGUCAUCAGAGAGCAAGUCAUCGUUGAGACAUGGGUUGACCGGAGAGAUGUGGUCGUUUUUAUGAAGCGGUAUUUUGUGGAAAAGUUUUGUUUUUACGUCUUCAAGAAGGUAAUUUGUAGUCGUCGUCGCCAUCGUGUGAAGAGACUCUGAAGUUUGGUUUACAUUCCAGAAGACGUUCUUGAUGUCUGACAUCCAUAAGAGGUGGAAGAGGAAGAGCCCUGAAGAGGUUGCCGACGGACUUGUUUUGAAAAAGAGAUAUUACGAAUAUGCUGAGGUUUAAGGACGCGAGGAGAAGAGUGUGUGGAAGAAGAGGAGGAGUAUUAUGUGAAAGGAGAGGAGCCUCAGCUACUGGAGGGAGGAAGAUCCUCCACAAAAUGUGAAACAUGAACGAUGAGACGAUCUGGAUGUGACGACGAGAAAAAGUAAAUCGGAAAUUCUUUAUGCAUGUCAUAUUUUCGUGUGGGAAGAUGCGUUUGGAUUGAAUCUGUUUGCCUACCAUCAGGGCUGCAACCUACCAGGAACGGAUCCACAGUGUGGUCUUGUGCGAGAAGCUUCAUAGACGUUUGUGGUAGAAAAAAACAUUUAAAAUAAUGCUCAUUUGGGCAAUUUGGUGUUUUUGGUGUGCAGUUGAGGGGAAACAAAUAGACACUGUAAAAAAACAAACUAACCCAUAUGGAUCGGGGAAGUAUCUUUUUGCUUUUUGGGGGGUCCACCAGAAAUUGUGGACGGAUGUAAAUACAUAGAGAUUAGUUGUAUUCUAAUUGUGUGAUCUAUUGUGCUGUCUCCAACUUUACUCCGUAAGUAAGUCUGAAUUUCGAUGUUUCAACGUAGAAAUAGUCAAAGAUUCCUUGCUGACAUAGAUCCAGAGACAAAAACUCAACAACCCCGUUUGAAAUUCACCAAAACAAUGAGAGAGAGAGAAAGAGGAGAGGAAAAAAAAAGUGUGGAUAAGAACGGAUGUUGAGGAGAAAAUAGUUAAGUGUAAAGUUCCAAGUACAGUAUUUUGAAAAAUAAGUAAAGGAAAGAAGGACAGGAGAAAGUGAGAAGUGGAGGAGGGAAGGACAGGAGAAACUGAAAAAAGUGGAUGAAGUAAUGGAUAAGAGGGGAGGAAAGUUGGAGAAAGGACAGUUAAGAAGACUAAGAUAGUGUUUUGGAGGAGACAGAAGUUACUGAAAGGAAGAAAACCAAAAAAAAAAAAAAAGACUUUUUCGGUGUCUUUGUGGAGGAGAAAACCAGAAAUCAUCGGCAGAGAACUGGAGCUAAUGAUGGGAGGCCAAGAGGUAGGAGUGAGGAGAACAGGUGGUGUAAGGAGGGGAGGUUCCUUCCCUGCAAAAACUUCACUUACAUCCUUCCUACUGAGGCGAUAACACCUUCCUCGAGGAGUAGGAAGGAGCAGCCAUGGACAGUGAAUAGGUAGUAAAUUGGGAAAGGUAAUCCAAUGCUCAUAACAAUAUUGAUGUGAGAGGCUGAGAGAGAAGAGUGACCUGGAGAGAGAGGAUGAGAAAGCCAGCGAAGGAUAUCAUCAUUGAGGGCCUGAGCAGGACUCCAUUGCAAGGACUCACCCACCACCAUGUUAGUUCCCUGCAGCCUAAAGGAGAAGGAAUCAGGCCUGCAUCACCACCACCACCACCACCAAGAGGACAUCACUACCACCAACAUCGAAAGUGCUAAUGGACCGCCACCAUCACCACCCAGUGGACCAGUCUGUGUGGUCCACUUUGGCCUCCCAUGGUCCACUGUUUUCUGGCCUCCCGUGGUAUGCUGUUGACCACUGGACCGUUGCAGACCACUCGUGGCUACGGUUCAGCUCCUGGUUCUGUGUGCGUCAUCUCGGCUCCAAGCUGAUGAUAGCAGUAACCUCAUGGAGGGAUAAAUGCCUGUAAGUUAGUUCAAUGUGCACUCUUUUCUUUGUAUUGUAGCUCCUAAUGAAGUAUAUUUCCUCAAAUGACAGUGAAUUCGCUUGUAUGUAGGGAUGAAGAUAAGGACACUUUUUAAAACUCUCCGUAUUGAAUGUGUAAGAUUUUUUACUAGUAGCUUCAUGAUGUACCGUGAGGACGCUUCUGCUCUUGGUCUCUCUGCCUCAAGGGGGAGUCUAAACAAAAGAGAAACAAACAAAUUAUAAUCAAAAACUUUCAUCUGUUUUGUAAAUCUGGUUACGAUUGUGGCUGUAACGAGGGUUGAUUUAUUUAGUUAUUAAUACAGAGAAAGGUUUAAGAGAGGCCGAUCGUAGAAGCGUUCACGCAGUGGCUUCCGUUUAUGCCGAGAAACUGGGGACGCCGCCUAAGAAGUCGGGUGUAGAAAGGUUUCAGUCACUCCUCAGAAUUUCAGAGUCAGUCAGAAUAUUGAGAAGAAUUCCGUCAAGUAUUAUAGUUCAACUUUGGUGAGAAAAAAAAACAGCCUUAUUUAAUAUUCAAAAACUUCUAUACAGUAAAUCUAUGUAUCUUCAGGGAGUCAAUAAUGGUAAGAAUAAGUUCACGUCACCGGAGGUUGACACUUGAAAAGUCUACCAAGAGAAAUUCAGCCGUCAGAGUCAUCCAACCAAAACCAAAUUAGAGGUGGACCCAAUAACUGCUUGUCCCAUAGUGGGUGAAUAAGGUAGAGCUGUGACCAGGAGGUAACUCUUUCCACCAUAACGUGUGUAACACUUGUGGUAUAAAUCCAUCUCGGACUACUUUUGAACAGUUGAAGCUCUUGUGAGUACUUCAGUGGCUAGUGUGUUCAUCACCAUGGCUACUUAAAUAUACACGACGAGAGACUCGCUGCUCAGUGAAUUAAAAAAAAACUGAAGGACGAGCGACCCGGCUGUGUAGUGUGACUAUGAGCUUGGCGCUGAAGACCCAUCCAUCACGUCCCUAAAUAACCAGAGAGAAACGCGGGUUAGUUCAGUCUUCUCUCCCACUGUGUGACUCAGGAUGUUUGUCUUAGGACUGUGGAGACGCCUGUGACAGGACUUGAAGACAGGCUGACCUCGAGUAACCUUCAUGACCUAACUGAUAUCUUUACUGACCUUGUAUGACUUUUCAUUUCUCCUAUCAACGAUAACUUGUGGGAGACCUUUGAUAUGCGUGACGGGAUUAACUUUUUCGAUUUUUUUUCGGAGACUUUGGAGGACUUGUGUGACCUCACCUGACCUGACUUCUUUGGCGCAGACUCCAGCCGUUGUGUGCAUCGCUAGGAUAAGCUAUUUGGGACCUGAUACUUGUGACCAAACCAGCGAUUGUCAGUAUCCAUGUAGGGUCAGCGACUUGUCAACUCGCAAAGCUAUAAUUUGUAUGACGAGGGAGACUUGACGGAGGAAUGAGAGAGAGAGAGAGAAAGAGGUGGAAGGAUCACCUGUGGACAGUAGUGUGAUAAAUAUUGGUGCUUCUUGCUGCCGUCUCGGCAAGUUCCUGACUAUUCCUAGUAGUUAGUAAUCAAGUUUUUCCAAUUAAAAUUGUAUCCUUCUACAACGAUACUGACCAUUCCAAAGAUUAAUCCGAAUUAUAUAAAUAAAUAAUAAAAACGUAUGUAUCAGAUAGCUAAAUUAUUAUCACUAGAUCUUUCAAAAAAAUUAUUAUAUAUUUCUUCAUAGAAAUAUUACUGUCCAUGGAUGAGAGGAGGGGGGACCUGUCCACUGAUGAUCCUCUGCCUUCCCGACUGACCAAAAGGUGACCUCCUUGUUCCUACGUCAACACACCUGAUUUCUCGCACUCUAACUGAGAAGCCUUCACUCAGACGACGUGUUCUGUCUAGCAUAACUCACUUCAUUUCAGUAACUUAAUGGCAAAGUCAAAACAUAUUUAAUAGUAAAAAAACCUUCUCAUUGUGGCCGAGCAUAGAUUCAAGAUGUGGCUUCGAGUUGGGUGUCGAGGAAUCUGGACGAGCAAAUGUUUCAAAUUAUGGUUCUUGUGCAGUGACCAGUGAGGAGAUGAGCAGUUCUACACCUAAAAUAGUUGAUAAAGGUGAAAGGUUCUGGCAGUAGAACAUACUGUAAAUGGAUAAAUAAAGGAGCACAGAAUGUAAUAAAGACAGAUCUUGUUCCAGGAGGAGGAGGAGGAGAAGGAGGAGAAGAGGAGAAGAAAGAGGAGGAGGCGGAGGUGAAGAAUAUGUUUGAAGUGGAGGAAGCAGCAACAUCACUACGCCGUAAACACUCGACUAGGGGGUGGGUGCCUGCUACUCCAAGGCGUCACCAAACCCUCCUUGUGUUUACACUUGAAAAAGUCAGUUUUCAGCAGUUGCUCUUAUAAGGUGUCAAAAAAAUUAUUGUUUGAAGACGAAAAUAAUGUAGAAGAAAAAAGGAACUUCCACCAUGUAUGUGUUUUGGUUACCAACGGUUAGAUUUGCUCUCUCCUCACAAGUCGUGCUCAGCUGUGUUGUGUCGCGAAGCAGAACUGGCUUGCAUUUCAGCUGGGAUAAAACCUGGACAAACACGCCACGAACCUUCAACUCCUCUCUGCGGCCCAAACUUCUUAAGGUCAAACCUAUACGAGAUGUAUAUGGGUCCACAGGGGGCGUGAGUGAGAGUUGCAGUGGUCGUGUGUCCUAGUUGAUCCAUAGCUUGUAUAGGCUACUUUUUAUCGGCUCAAUUGUGAAUAUAGUGUUGGUAUAUCCGUAAGUAGACCAAGAUAAAGGAACACGAGUCACACCUUUGUUUGCUUGGCUAAAUUUGAUAAGUUACUGGAAAAGGAAUAACAUUUCGUCGAAUUAGACUGUGCCUUGCUAUGGAUAAAUUACAAAAAAAAAAUGUGUUGCUUUGUUUAUUCUUUUUUUUCCAAAUUGGCAUGAUUUGUAAUUACAAUAUGAUCAUUCUUGAAAAUAAAUUUACUUUUGUACCCCCAAUUGGCUUUGGUAUUUUUUUGAAUUCCAAAAUGAUUUGUUUAAAAAGAAUCCUCGUCACCUCUUCUCUGUAUGUAAGAAGGAGGGAGACGAUGAUAUAAAACAAUCAAAAUUUUUCACCUUAAAAAAAAAUAAGGUUGAUCCCAAACAAAACAAAACAAGAUUGUUAUUGCAUAUACCACGAUGUAUCUGUGAUGGUUAACAAGCAGAAUGGCAAGCGAGGAAACAACAAUUGUCCAUUAAAAAGAAAAAAGAUAUGUAUAAAAAUAAAAACACAAGAAAAUUUGCAUAUUGGUUGAGAGUGAUAGAACCAGUACGUUAGAUGGAUGAUGGCGGUGGAUUUAGUGAUAUUGAAUGAGACGGAUUAAAAAAACCUAUUGUGGUGAGGUAAAUAGGACCCCCUAAAAAUGGAUAUUAGGUAGGUCAUAGGAAAACUAGGCAGUACAUUAGAAUAGACAAUAGUAAAAAAAAUAGGCAGGAAUUAGGAAGAAAAUGAAGAACAUGUAAAACAUAGGUGAAAGUAUUGCAUUACAAAAACAUUGAAUAAGCAGGGAAGAAUAAAGAGGAAUGUGCAGGUAAAUGAUAACUUAGGAAUCGGUAUAAACUGAUGAAUAACAAUGCGUAAGUAAACCACCCAAAAAAAUAAUAAAAUGAAUAAAUUAUUAGAUUAAUGUAUAAACUGAGUGAAGCAGAAGAUGAAAUAAUAAUCUUAUGUCGAAGUAAUGUUUUGUUGAGUUGAAAAUGGGAUUAGUGAGGUAAAGAAGGUUAAUUAGUGAGGUAAAGAAGGUUAAUUAGUGAGGUAAAGAAGGUUAAUUAGUGAAGUAAAGAAGGUUAAUUUGUGAGGUAAAGAAGGUUAAUUUGUGAAGUAAAGAAGGUUAAUUAGUGAGGUAAAGAAGGUUAAUUAGUGAGGUAAAGAAGGUUAAUUAGUGAGGUAAAGAAGGUUAAUUAGUGAGGUAAAGAAGGUUAAUUAGUGAGGUAAAGAAGGUUAAUUUGUGAGGUAAAGAAGGUUAAUUAGUGAGGUAAAGAAAAUUAAUUAGUGAAGUAAAGAAGGUUAAUUUGUGAGGUAAAGAAGGUUAAUUUGUGAGGUAAAGAAGGUUAAUUUGUGAGGUAAAGAAGGUUAAUUUGUGAAGUAAAGGUUAAUUUGUGGUUAAUGAAGGAUAGUGAGGAAAAGAAGGUUAAUUAGUGAUUAAUGAAGGUUAAUUAGAGAGGUAAAGAAGGUUAAUGAGUGAGGUAAAUAAUGUUAAUUAGUGAGGUAAAGAAGGUUUAUUAGUGAGGUAGUUAGGUUCAUUUAAAUAGACUGAAGGGCAGAUUGUUACACUGGAUAUUGUCAGUUACACCUCAGAAGGGUUAUGACGUAAUGGUAGUUACACCUCAGAAGGGUUUUGACGUAAUGACAGUUACACCUCAGAAGGGUUAUGAUGUAAUGGUAGUUACACUUCAGAAGAGUUAUGACGAAAUGACAGUUACACCUCAGAAGGGUUAUGACGUAAUGGUAGUUACACUUCAGAAGGGUUUUGACGUAAUGACAGUUACACCUCAGAAGGGUUAUGAUGUAAUGGUAGUUACACUUCAGAAGGGUUACGACGUAAUGGUAGUUACACCUCAGAAGGGUUAUGAGGUAAUGGCAGUUACACUUCAGAAGAGUUAUGACGUAAUGACAGUUACACCUCAGAAAGGUUAUGAUGUAAUGGUAGUUACACUUCAGAAGGGUUUUGACGUAAUGACAGUUACACCUCAGAAGGGUUAUGAUGUAAUGGUAGUUACACCUCAGAAGGGUUAUGACGUAAUGGUAGUUACACAUCAGAAGGGUUAUGACGUAAUGGUAGUUACACUUCAGAAGAGUUAUGACGUAAUGACAGUUACACCUCAGAAGGGCUAUGACGUAAUGACAGUUACACCUUAGAAGGGCUAUGACGUAAUGGUGGUUACACUUCAAAAGGGUUAUGACGUAAUGGUAGUUACACUUCAGAAGGGUUUUGACGUAAUGACAGUUACACCUCAGAAGGGUUAUGACGUAAUGGUAGUUACACUUCAGAAGGGUUUUGACGUAAUGACAGUUACACCUCAGAAGGGUGAUGAUGUAAUGGUAGUUACACCUCAGAAGGGUUAUGACGUAAUGGUGGUUACACCUCAGAAGGGUUAUGACGUAAUGGUAGUUACACCUCAGAAGGGUUAUGACGUAAUGGUAGUUACACUUCAGAAGGGUUUUGACGUAAUGACAGUUACACCUCAGAAGGGUUAUGACGUAAUGGUAGUUACACCUCAGAAGGGUUAUGACGUAAUGGUAGUUACACCUCAGAAGGGUUAUGACGUAAUGGUAGUUACACUUCAGAAGAGUUAUGACGUAAUGACAGUUACACCUCAGAAGGGCUAUGACGUAUUGACAGUUACACCUUAGAAGGGCUAUGACGUAAUGGUGGUUACACUUCAGAAGGGUUAUGACGUAAUGGUAGUUACACUUCAGAAGGGUUUUGACGUAAUGGUGGUUACACUUCAGAAGGGUUAUGACGUCAUGAUGGUUACACCUCAGAAGGGUUAUGACGUAAUGACAGUUACACCUCAGAAGGGUUAUGACGUAAUGGUGGAUACACCUCAGAAGGGUUAUGACGUAAUGGUAGUUACACCUCAUAAGGAUUAUGACGUAAUGGUAGUUACACCUCAGAAGGGUUGUGACGUAAUGACAGUUACACCUCAGAAGGGUUAUGACGUAAUAACAGUUACACCUUAGAAGGGCUAUGACGAAAUGGUGGUUACACUUCAGAAGGGUUAUAACGUAAUGGUGGUUACACUUCAGAAGGGUUAUGACGUAAUGGUAAUUACACUUCAGAAGGGUUAUGACGUAAUGACAGUUACACCUCAGAAGGGUUAUGACGUAAUGGUAGUUACACCUCAGAAGAGUUAUGACGUAAUGGUAGUUACACUUCAGAAGGGUUUUGACGUAAUGACAGUUACACCUCAGAAGGGUUAUGACGUAAUAACAGUUACACCUUAGAAGGGCUAUGACGAAAUGGUGGUUACACUUCAGAAGGGUUAUAACGUAAUGGUGGUUACACUUCAGAAGGGUUAUGACGUAAUGGUAGUUACACUUCAGAAGAGUUAUGACGUAAUGACAGUUACACCUCAGAAGGGUUAUGACGUAAUGGUAGUUACACCUCAGAAGAGUUAUGACGUAAUGGUAGUUACACUUCAGAAGGGUUUUGACGUAAUGGUAGUUACACCUCAGAAGGGUUAUGACGUAAUGACAGUUACACCUCAGAAGGGUUAUGACGUAAUGGUGGUUACACCUCAGAAGGGUUAUGACGUAAUGGUAGUUACACCUCAGAAGGGUUAUGACGUAAUGGUAGUUACACCUCAGAAGGGUUAUGACGUAAUGGCAAUUACACCUCAGAAGGGUUAUGACGGAAUGGUAGUUACACCUCAGAAGGGUUAUGACGUAAUGGUAGUUACACCUCAGAAGGGUUAUGACGUAAUGACAGUUACACCUCAGAAGGGUUAUGACGGAAUGGUAGUUACACCUCAGAAGGGUUAUGACGGAAUGGUAGUUACACCUCAGAAGGGUUAUGACGGAAUGGUAGUUACACCUCAGAAGGGUUAUGAGGUAUUGUCAGUUACACCUCAGAAGGGUUAUGACGUAAUGGAUAGUUACACCUCAGAAGGGUUAUGAGGUAUUGUCAGUUACACCUCAGAAGAGUUACGACGCAAUGACAGUUUCACCUUAGAAAGGUUAUGAUGUAAUGGUAGUUACACCUCAGAAGAGUUACGACGUAAUGACAGUUACACCUUAGAAGGGUUAUGACGUAAUGGUAGUUACACCUCAGAAGAGUUACGACGUAAUGACAGUUACACCUUAGAAGGGUUAUGACGUAAUGGCCGUUACACCUUAGAAGGGUUAUGACAUAAUGGUAGUUACACUUCAGAAGGGUUUUGACGUAAUGACAGUUACACCUUAGAAGGGUUAUGACGUAAUGGUAGUUACACUUCAGAAGGGUUUUGACGUAAUGACAGUUACACCUUAGAAGGGUUAUGACGUAAUGGUAGUUACACUUUAGAAGGGUUAUGACGUAAUGGUAGUUACACUUCAGAAGGGCUAUGACGUAAUGGUAGUUACACCCCCAGAAGAGUUAUGACGUAAUGGUAGCUACACUUCAGAAGGGUUAUGACGUCAUGGUAGUUACACCUCAGAAGAGUUGUGACGAAAUGGUAGUUACAUCUCAGAAGAGUUAUGACGUAAUGGUAGUUACACUUCAGAAGGGUUAUGACGUAAUGGUAGUUACACCUCAGAAGAGUUAUGACGUAAUGGUAGUUACACCUCAGAAGAGUUAUGACGUAAUGGUAGUUGCACCUCAGAAGAGUUAUGACGUAAUGGUAGUUACACCUCAGAAGAGUUAUGACGUAAUGGUAGUUACACUUCAGAAGGGUUAUGACGUAAUGGUAGUUACACUUCAGAAGGGUUUUGACGUAAUGACAGUUACACCUUAGAAGGGUUAUGACGUAAUGGUAGUUACACUUUAGAAGGGUUAUGACGUAAUGGUAGUUACACUUCAGAAGGGCUAUGACGUAAUGGUAGUUACACCCCAGAAGAGUUAUGACGUAAUGGUAGCUACACUUCAGAAGGGUUAUGACGUCAUGGUAGUUACACCUCAGAAGAGUUAUGACGUAAUGGUAGUUACACCUCAGAAGAGUUAUGACUUAAUGGUAGUUACACCUCAGAAGGGUUAUGACGUAAUGGUAGUUACACCUCCGAAGGGUAAUGACAUUAUAAUGGCUAUGACGUCAUGAGUUAUACAAUGGCUAUGGCGGUACAAAAAAUAAAAACAAGACUCAAGUGAGAGCCAUAUCGAGCCAGCAACACACAAGAAAGAACAGCACUACGACACCGGUAAGGGCGCGCUCCCGGCUAGUAAAAGUACAAAAUAAGAGGGGAGUAACGAGCAUAGCUGAUUGUUAUGAUGGACGAGGGGUUGUAACGACCAACCUGGCAACUCGCACACACACAUUUAUACACAUAUAUACACACACACACACACACAUACACAAACUUAACAACAGAGCUGAAACACUUAAUAUUACUUAUGAUCACUAACUCACGUGUCUUUGUAAAUUAUAAAUAUAAGACGUCCAUUAUGUCUAUGUAGUUCAUUAUUUUCCACUAGAAACUUUUCAAGAUGAUUGUUUACAUGAAGAACCUUCGAGGACGAUGGUUCAGAAGCCAUAAUCCUCAAGGGGUUAAACCAUCGUCCUUAAAGGGUUAAUUGCUAAUAUUUUAAACAUUUACCUUCACUUUAAACAAUUAUUCUUACGAUAUUAUUAACAUGUUCCUGUAUUCCUCUCCUAUCUUUUUUUUACUCUAUCAUACUGUACAUGUUUAUCAACCUUACCUAUAUCCUCAAGCAACGACUAUACAAACACAUUAAGACAUCUUCUAUGAGAUAAGCAGAGUGGCAGUGUGUGUGUGUGUGUAUACAGGAGAAGCACACGGCCACUCUGCUGAUCAUAUACUUUUAAGCUUUACUGUACGUAGAUAUGUUGACAGAGAGAGAGGGAGUGUGUGAAUCGACUAACGCCACUUGCCGUUUCCAGGAAUUCAGGUAUACAAAGAGCGGAUUUCAUAUACUGUACUUUUUUCUCCUCUUUACCAACAGUAAUCUUUAUGAUGUUUUGAUGCCGUGGGAAUGAUGAAUACAUUCUUGGUUUUAUUUAGUUUUUUAGUUUUAAUUUUUUCUUCAAUGGUGUAUCUUUUGUUUGGCAUUAUCCAGUCUUGGAAUACUGUGUUUUUGUUUUUUGGGGGUUACUCUUAAUUUGUUUUGGAUUUUUGUUUGUGUCUUUAUUUUUACUGCUUUUUUUUCGACUUCGUCUUCUGGACAGAGGUAACAGGUGAAUCAAAUCCCAGUGAUUAAAGUUAAGGAAGAUAGUUACUAAGAUUUAUCCUUUAUUACCACUCACCUAAACAUCUGCAAAGAAAAAAAAAAUAAAAAAUAAAA